UAAGUAAACUGUCGCAAUAAAGAAACGUCGUUUUCAUCAUUGGCGUGCUUCAUUGUUUGGCUUAAUCCAAACUCAACGCUUCCACCAUAUCCAUAGUAUGUGUUUGCAAAUGUUUAUUCACUGAUCGUCACUCUUUCAUUGACGACCACAAAUGGCUGCUCAGGAAAGUGUUUUACUUGUGCUUCUGAUGAUUGUUGAAUUUUCAUGCCUAUGGUUAUCAAUAGCAUCAUCAGCAGCAGCAGCUUCGACUUUCUUCAAACCGUUUAAUGUCAGCUACGACCACAGGGCCAUCAUCAUCGACGGCCGCCGCCGUUUGCUUGUCUCUGGCGGAAUUCACUACCCUCGGGCUACUCCUCAGAUGUGGCCUGAUCUAAUUGCAAAGAGUAAGGAAGGUGGGGCAGACGUGAUUCAAACUUAUGUGUUUUGGAAUGCGCAUGAACCAAUCAGAGGACAGUAUAACUUUGAAGGGAGACAUGAUAUUGUCAAAUUUGUGAAGCUAGUGGGAUCUAGUGGGCUUUAUCUCCAUCUUCGCAUUGGUCCUUAUGUAUGCGCUGAGUGGAAUUUUGGAGGCUUCCCUGUAUGGCUGCGUGAUAUCCCUGGCAUAGAAUUUCGAACAGACAAUGCCCCUUUCAAGGAGGAAAUGCAACGGUUCGUCGAGAAGAUUGUGGAUCUGAUGCGAGAGGAAAAGCUGUUCUCCUGGCAAGGUGGUCCAAUCAUUAUGUUGCAGAUUGAGAAUGAAUAUGGAAACGUGGAAAGCUCUUUUGGCCAGCGAGGAAAGGACUAUGUUAAAUGGGCUGCUAAUAUGGCCCUUGGGCUUGGUGCUGGAGUUCCAUGGGUGAUGUGCCUGCAAACUGAUGCUCCAGAAAAUAUCAUAGAUGCCUGUAAUGGAUACUAUUGUGAUGGUUACAAGCCAAACUCCUAUAGCAAACCAAUACUAUGGACAGAGAAUUGGGAUGGAUGGUAUACAACAUGGGGUGGAAGAUUGCCUCACAGGCCCUCUGAAGAUCUUGCUUUCGCUGUUGCACGCUUUUAUCAACGCGGAGGGAGCUUUAUGAAUUAUUAUAUGUAUUUUGGUGGAACAAACUUUGGUCGGACUUCUGGGGGCCCAUUCGAUAUUACAAGUUAUGAUUAUGAUGCUCCACUUGAUGAAUAUGGUCUUCUGAGUCAGCCUAAAUGGGGACAUUUGAAGGAUCUUCAUGCUGCUAUUAAGCUUUGUGAACCUGCUCUAGUUGCUGCUGAUUCAGCCCAGUAUAUAAAAUUGGGACCAAAGCAAGAGGCACAUGUAUACGGUGCAAAUGCUUUUAGUGAAGGCUUGAACUCAACUCAGUUUGGAAGUCAAAGUGGCUGCUCUGCAUUUCUUGCUAAUAUUGAUGAACAUAAUUCAGCUUCUGUGAAAUUUCUUGGUCAAUCAUAUACUUUACCACCGUGGUCAGUGAGCAUACUACCUGACUGCAAGAAUACUGUUUUCAACACUGCUAAGGUCAGCGCACAAACUUCCAUCAAGACUGCAGAGCUUUCUUUGCCUCCUUCACAUGAUGUGUCUGUACUUAAAAAAUCUGUGACCGAUAGUAAAGUUUCUUUUGUCUCAAAAGCCUGGAUGACUGUAAAAGAACCUAUUAGCCUUUGGAGUGAGAACAACUUUACCAUCCAAGGCAUCUUGGAGCAUUUGAAUGUGACAAAAGACUCUUCUGAUUAUCUAUGGUAUAUAACCAGAAUAUAUGUUUCUGACAAUGACAUAUCAUUUUGGGAGGAAUACAAUGUUAGUCCAUCUUUGACAAUAGAUAGCAUGCGUGAUGUGUUGCGUGUAUUCAUUAAUGGCCAGCUUACAGGCAGUGUGAUUGGUCAUUGGGUUAAGGUGGUGCAACCAGUUCAGUUUCAGCCAGGAUACAAUGAUUUGAUGUUGUUAUCUCAGACUGUAAGCUUACAGAAUUAUGGGGCCUUCCUUGAGAGAGAUGGGGCAGGUUUUAGAGGCCAAAUUAAGCUUACUGGAUUUAAAAAUGGGGAUAUAGACCUCUCAAAGUUAUUAUGGACCUACCAGAUCGGACUUAAGGGUGAAUACCAGAAGAUAUACAGUAUGGAAGAGAAUGAAAAGGCAGAUUGGACUAAUCUCUCACCUGCUGCUAUUCCAUCCACCUUUACCUGGUACAAGACAUACUUUGAUGCUCCUGAUGGUGUAGACCCAGUUGUUCUUGAUUUGGGAAGCAUGGGAAAAGGCCAGGCCUGGGUCAACGGCGAACAUAUAGGGAGAUACUGGACACUGGUUGCCCCGAGAGGUGGAUGUCUUCCAUGUGAUUAUCGUGGGGCCUACAAUCCCGAUAAGUGUGUUACAAACUGCGGAAAACCUACCCAAGUGUGGUACCACAUACCACGGUCAUGGUUGCAGAAAUCAGAUAAUUUGCUUGUCAUUUUUGAGGAAACAGGAGGGAAUCCAUUUGAGAUUUCAGUCAAGUUACGUUCAGCAGGAGUUGUAUGCGCUCAAGUGUCGGAGUCCCACUAUCCACCUGCCCAGAAGUGGUCCCCUUCAGAUUUUGUCAAUGAGAAAGCAUCAAUGAUUGAUAUGACACCAGAAAUGCAUCUGCAAUGUGAAGAUGGGCAUAUUAUCUCCUCCAUUGAAUUUGCUAGCUAUGGCUCACCUCAUGGUAGCUGCCAGAGAUUUUCUAGAGGCAACUGCCAUGCACCCAAAUCACUGUCGUUGGUGUCUGAGACUUGCCGAGGAAGAAAUAGCUGCACUCUUGGUAUUUCGAAUGCUUUAUUUGGAGGUGAUCCAUGCAGGGGCAUUGUGAAGACAUUGGCUGUUCAAGCCAGAUGCACUCCAUCAAAUUUUGGUUUUGCUCAGCUUUGAAGUAACAAGCAGCCAAUGCAAUGUACACAUAGGUUCAACUAUGGUGCACUGAAAACGUCUUCAGUAUAUGAUUACUCUGUGAAUGUGUUCAUAAAUAAGUCUGCCGCUAACGGCAGAUUUUGUGGAUACUGAGAAGUUCUAUCGCUAAGUAGAGUUCUUCUCAGUACUGCAGGAUGGAAUGUCUAUUCACAUCUUUGAACGAUUAACGAUCAUGUGGUAUGCCUAGUUGUUGUUAUGCUAUGCUCAGUUGUUAUAUUAUAGUUAUCCGUUGAUCA
Molecule: messenger RNA, 3117 nt
Organism: Mangifera indica (mango)
Lineage: Eukaryota; Viridiplantae; Streptophyta; Magnoliopsida; Sapindales; Anacardiaceae
Product: beta-galactosidase 9-like
Exons: 19
Coding region: 152-2842 (896 amino acids)
Biological process (GO): carbohydrate metabolic process
Cellular component (GO): vacuole; cell wall
Molecular function (GO): beta-galactosidase activity; carbohydrate binding
Source: RefSeq, a predicted model, not a curated record